Molecule: messenger RNA, 983 nt
Organism: Actinia tenebrosa (Australian red waratah sea anemone)
Lineage: Eukaryota; Metazoa; Cnidaria; Anthozoa; Actiniaria; Actiniidae
Source: RefSeq, a predicted model, not a curated record
CAGUUUUCACCCUGGUAUAGGUUCAUACGAAUCAAUAUAGCGAGAGCUUGCUUCGCAGCUGAAUACUACGUAUCGAACGAUGACAGAUAUUUUGGUUUUAGCUGUUCUUAUUCUAACUACAGUGGCUAACACUGCUUAUUCUCAAAGUACCUCAAAUACAGGAUGCAAGAAAGACCGCUUGAGGCCAAAUUCCUGUUUCUAUUUCAUGCUGAAGGGCUACUGUACAGAUGGGCGUUAUAGUGCCUAUAUGAAGACACGGUGCUCUUCUAUGUGUGGAUACUGCUGUCCAGACGGAACGCUGUCUCAACUACCCUUUAACCAGGGCUGCAAAGAUUAUGAAUGUGCACAGACGGACCGCCUACCUCUCCUGACUAACGUGACGACUAAAAAAACAUGCUUGCAGUACUACAAUGACAUCACCUUGAACUCCUCGUAUCCCUGGGUGAAGUAUUAUUGUGAAAACACCUUUGGGUGGUGCUGUAUGGACAAGAAGACCUUUGCAGAUGGAGUAGACGAGAAAGGAUGCCCUUAUAAACUUUGUUAUAAUGUCAAUUCUGACGAGUACUGCCUCAAUCAAACAAAGACCGAUAGUCGGUACUGUGAUUCAGCGCUAACCAGACAGAAAUGUGCGUGGACGUGUAAAAAAUGUAAGGCCAAGAAGCCAACCGAUUGUGGGUUGUUUGGAUGUUGUUGGAAUGGUGUGCCUGCUUUGAGUCCAGAUUACAGGGAUUGUCAACCUUGCAGGGAUAUAUCAUCGCACUUGUGCAAUCAGUUUAGACAUGCCUGUCUUCCCAUUGGUCAGUACCGCCUGCGUGAGUUUGCAUUGACAAGGUGUCCUAGGACUUGCAAUCUGUGUGUGUAGAACAAUUUACUACGAGUAACGAGAUGAGUAGCUGGACAGGACGGAUCAUUAUCAAGAUGAAUAACACAACAAGUUAUCUUAUAGAUCUGAAAGGUUUAAUAAAUGGUAAAGAAGCUAAGAA